GGAGGUGGGGCAGUUUGACAGCACUGAGUCUCUUAUUCUGGCUGUGUGUGUGUGUGUGUGUGUGUGUGCAGUGUAUGUCCCACAUCCACAACAGAUGGAGAGAUCAAAGGGAACAGAGAGUGAAGCUGAGUGAGCCACACCAGGAGGAGAUGUCACAGCACCACUCCGGGCUUUGUUUCCCACAGAUACAAUGGAGGGAGGAGCGAGACCUUUGAGCUGUCCAGGUGCUCCACAAGGAACAGACUUGACCAGGCUGUUGGGUCAUUGCACGGAGGAAGAUUUGCAUUCGGUUGACGUUUUGGUGCCGAGCCAGCCAAUUGUCAUUCCAUGUCUGCUCAGUGGACGAUAUACGUAAACUCUGGGCACAUUGGGAAUCUGUACUGGGUGCUACGCUAGACCGCACAGCCCAUUGAUAGUGUAACUUCAAGCAGUUGAGAGGUCAACACCAUGGAGUUAAAUUGUUGAAUUGGACUUGCUAUGGCAACUGGAGAUGCCAUACACGUCCAAAUCAAGCUUCCGUCUCAGGUGAAUAACUCGCAGCUUGCCUCAGUGUUUCCUAGCUGGCCUGCCGAAAGCAACAUGGGGAGUGUGAGCAGCCUCAUUUCAGGCCAGAAUCUCCAAGGGAAACAGUGCAAAGCCUUGGAGUAUGGGAACAUCAAGGCUACCCACCUCCACAAGCUCCUCAGGCAACAAGAUGGCCUGCUGAGGUUUGACACCAGCCACCAAGCAAGCAACAAAGGCUCCAAAGCAAACUCUGAGUGCGAGAAAACAGAGGACUUCUUCUACAUCAGUAUCAGCAAAACCAAUGGGCUGACCAACACAGGCAAGCUGAAGAAGUGCACUGUCCAAGUCAAGCCUCAGAAAGGUGGACCGGUCAGCAUGGAUGUGCAAGAGCCACCACCCACACUGGUACCAUUCUCUGGCCAACUUGACAAGAGUACAGGAAAGAACAUUGUGAGGCCAACAGUGCUAAAGGUGAUGGCACCCAGGAAUGGCAACGCCGAUGUGAACUGUAUCUCAGGAAAGCUGGCAAAUCAAAAGGGAGAAUUUCAGGGCAAUCUAUCGAAGGUAACGAAGCAUUCAGAGGUGCAUGACGCUCACAAGCAGAAACACACAAACCAUUCUGGUACCCUGUCAGACUCGGGUCGAAAUUCCAUGUCUAGCCUGCCCACUCCAAGCACAGAGCCAGUUAGUACAGCAAACCUUCUCAGCAGGUUUGGAGGCUCAGCGCAUCACAUCAGUCAGGGAGCGGGGUCUCUGGACAGCAUCUUGAACACUGGAAGCUGUAGCACAUCUACCCCUGAGAGCAGGGAGUGGCGGGCCAGCCACAGCACAAACCUUCCCCAGCCCCAGAAAGAAGCUGGAUGGGAAGCUCAGGAUGUGAAGGCAACUGCUGUCCUCAGACUGGACCAGGACAAACAGGAGGUAACCAGCCUGACGCAGUCAGGCGACACCAAAACAAAGGCACCAAGGAACCAACACCAGCUGGUCCUGCUCCAGCUCAGCCAACUCCAGCAAGACAAGGCCAAACUUCAGGAAGACUUCACACAACUCCUGCGGGAGCAUGACAGCCUCAACGCCAAAUGCAAAGCCUACCAAAGGGAACAAACUGAACUUGCUCCAAAACUGGAAGAAACAAAAUGGGAGGUUUGCCAGAAGUCAGGGGAGAUCUCACUGCUGAAACAGCAGCUGAAAGACUCGCAAGCUGAGUUGAUGCAGAAGAGCAGUGAGCUCUUGUCAUUGAAGAGCCAGCUGAGAGAAGCCAAAGGAAAGCUAUCUGCUCAAGAGCAGGCAGUAGAGGAGCUGCAGAACCGCCUGCAAGCCAGGGACAGAGAGCUGGAGGUGUGUGAAAACGAGAGGCAGCGUAUGAAGAACGCAGCUGACCUGCUGAGGGAAAAGGUGGGCCUGCAGGACGGCCAGAUCCUGCAGCUGAAGCACAAGCUGGCUGGCUGCAAAGAGCUGGACAUCCACGCGACACAGGCUGAUCCCACUGCCUGCCACGGCGGCUGCAGGGAGCCGGCCCGACGCAAGCCUGAGCAAGACUCUGUGGCUCUGCGAGAGGAGCUGGCAAGCUUACAGGCCCAGCUGGAGCAGGAGAAGAAAUCCAACUGGGAGCUCUCCUGCAACUUUCGCCAGGAGCGCCUCGUGUGGCAACUGGAGAAGCAACAAGUGAUAGAGUAUCAGAAACAGCUCCAGCAGAGUUACACUGAGGUGCUGCAUCAGAACCAGAGCCUGCAGACAGUCAUCCAACAGCUUUCCACUGAGCUGAAGGUGAGCAAUCUUAGGGGCAGUGAAAAGCAGAGCACUGACAUUCACUACCAAGAGAUUGUCGCCACUGCCCUGUAACAAGUGUAAGAAAACUUGCUGCUUGGCUCAGGUUUGACCACUGUCUGAGUGGAUCAGAGGUUCAUCCAGCUCACGGUCAGAAAUUUCCACACUGUGAAGCCAUAUGACUUGACUUCAGUUGAGCUGACUUCAGAAUGACUGCCUGACAAUGCACUCUCUCAAUGUUUACAGACACGUGUCAUUGUGAAGGUGGGAGACCACUGACUGAGGUUGCUGCUAAACUGCCUUCACCUGUUUACAGCGAGCUCUCAACACUCAAUUCGACAGUCGCUCACCAUUCCUGGUUAGCUGCUUCUGCACAACACAUUCUCUGAAGGUGACACGACAACGGUGGGGUCACUGAAAGGCUGGUGAAGAGGGAAAAGGCUAACCAAAACAGCACAGCCUUUCAGAAUAAAAGAUCAACAAUUCCUAAUAGCAGGUCAGCAGCAAGUGAUGACCAACUUGGAUGGCCAGGGAAUGAAGUAUGAAUAUUCUCCAUUUUCAUGAAACAUAACUGGCCUCAAUUCCUUGCCCAGUCUCCCUGCCCGUCAUCAGCAUCCAUCUUUUCAGACAAAACUGCAUAUGCUGGAAUCCAAGGUGAACAGGCU
Messenger RNA from Chiloscyllium plagiosum (whitespotted bambooshark), 2936 nucleotides. Its product is annotated as leucine zipper putative tumor suppressor 1-like. NCBI's taxonomy places the organism in Eukaryota, Metazoa, Chordata, Chondrichthyes, Orectolobiformes, Hemiscylliidae. The record is from RefSeq and is a predicted model, not a curated record. Gene Ontology annotation, biological process: regulation of synaptic plasticity; regulation of dendrite morphogenesis. Gene Ontology annotation, cellular component: dendritic spine.